Messenger RNA from Pocillopora meandrina, 6243 nucleotides. Lineage: Eukaryota; Metazoa; Cnidaria; Anthozoa; Scleractinia; Pocilloporidae. The record is from the annotation of a GenBank genome assembly.
AUGAUGCAUUUUGAAGAUAAAUCCGAGAACGUCUCAAUUAGGGUUUUGCUUUCUACAUUGUCCACUCAGCCUUCUAUUUUUGUUUCUGCUGCAAAUUUAAAGGAAGGCGCUUAAAAGUAAGUAUGCUCAUAGAGAACUUGGAAGUAUUUGGUUUACUCAAAUUCCAUUGCAUAUGAUUUCUCACCUUUAACCUUGGCAGUAAUUUUUUUUUUCAGGAGUCGAUUUUUUUUUAGAGUCGAUGUUUUGACAAGGAAUGUCACUUGCACCGUUUUUUUACCAGGUAUUGCCCACUACAUGUUUGAGUUCAAUUGCUGUUUCUUGUUAAAUCGCAUAAUUGAAUAGUAUCUGGCAUUCUGAUUGGUCAACGAAGCGAAGUAUUUAGCGUGGAAUUGCAAGUUGAAAACGAGGCUAAAUGAUAUUGUUUCGCGUCCACGUAAACAUAGCAACUAUCGUCAAAUUGUAACAAAGCUUUCUACAAUGUCAUUUUAAAGUGUUUUCAAAACCAUUGUCUCCUUUUGAAGAGCCAAAAACAAACAAAAGCGUUUUUCAAAGUGAGCUAGAGGUUCUUCUCUGAUUUGAAAUGAACUACAAGUUCUUGGAGAGGCAUAUAAAACCUCUUUCGCUUGCGAUAACAAGAAAGCUUGAAAUCCUGUAUAAACGACCCAUAAAAUAGCAAGCGAAAGUUCAACCAAACAAGACCUAGAAGCUUCAACGGAGGAAGUGCCAGGGUUGAUUGUCAGAUAUACAGAAGAAAAAAUCAAUACCUUUAAUCACGAUGUUAAACUUUCAGUGCUUUCACUUGGACACUUCAUUCUUUUCAGUUUUGCCACCAAAGAGGUAAAAGGUGUAAAUUUUUGUAAAAUUUUUUAUUGUGCGUUGUGAGAAUUUUGCUCUCUAAAAGCCUCAAAAAGCUAAAGUUGCUCUCGGCUGCGCCUCGAGCUACUCUUACGCAUUUUUCGUGCUCUCCAAACUUCCCGCAUGCAUCCAUAACUCGAUAUACGCACGCUAAGCAUGAACAAAUUCUUAAGUAUAAUUCCUUUUUUUUCCUUAUUUUUAUUAAAUUAUGCAAUUCAAGGAAAAUCCAUUACCUGACCCGUGAAUUCCGCGUUAAAUUUUACUUGAAAACCGAUAUCGCACUCAUCGCUCCGCGAUUCGGUUUUCGCGUGCAAUUUAACGCGGAAUUCCCUCGUCAGGUAAUGAAUUUUCCCAUAGAAUACCUCGAAUAAUUACGCAUAUCCUUUUUGAAAUUCAAUUUAGAUACCAAGUGGCCCAGAAAAAUUUCACUCAACAUGCAGCUAUGGGACGUAAGUGCAUGUAAGACAGAUGAUUUAGAGUCUGCCAAUGUAUAUUAUCUUUCUCUCUCGCGUCGGUUAAAAUCGUGGUUAAAUUCGAAGUCACAAACUCCUCCAAUUAUCCCUUAAACAAUGCAAAAACAGAUAUCAUUGCCUAAGUUUGGUCGGAACGAAAGGGAAAAAAUUUGACUCUUGGUCAUGAAGCAUAGACCUGGCUGGCCUCGAGCCAAAUAUCUUCCCGCCUGGCCCUCCCACUCAGUCAAUAAGUCAUAGCAUCAACGUGGUUUCCUCAAAUGUAAACAAUCCAGAAGCUAAAGCUUAGGGUUGAGGUGCUCUCUUCACGUUCCCCUUUCUAACGGGGUGACGUAUGUCAUUCUGCUUUCCAAAGCAAACACAAUGAUUAACUCGUGUAGAUGAAUAGAGUAGGUUCAAAAAGAGAGACUUCUGUAUUUUGUCAUGCUUUGCUUUGUUUCUUUUUUCUAUCUUUACUUUCGUUUUUGUCGAAUACAGGUGUCCAUGCAAAAUCAUUUCUCAUUCUUAUCCUUAUCGAUGGGAGACAAAUAGUUGUACAAAUAUUGACGUGGGCUACCGCAUUUACCCAAAUCGCCACAGAGGUAAAAGAAUUGAUAAUAUGCGAUAAUGAGUUAUGAACUCUCGUCCUCGUCUGCAAAUGAAACGCAGAAGACCAAGAAUAACCAGAGACAUUCAAAUAAGAUACACCAUUUGGUGGCGGAAUUAAGAAAAUCCAGAGAGAUGAAAUUUUGGAUCUUAGCUCCGUGCUUUUUAACUUUAAAAGUAUUUCAUAAUAUUAGAACCUGUAGGCCGGAGAAAAAUUUCCAAUUCAUAUAUUUAAGAGUUUGGUGGCAACGAGAUGUGAGAGAUUACAUCCAGUUGAAGACACACGCGAAGUCAGUUUAGGGACUUUACUGGGAACAAAAAUUUGUGUAUAAUACCCUACCCCCCUCCCGCACUCCUCUCACCCACUUACCUCAGAGUAAGAAUAAAAUUUCUCUUUUGGGCGUAACCAAGUGCAGUGCGUAUUUUAAAUAUCAACUCUUUCUCCUUUCUAAAUCCACACAUCUUGACUCUUUUUGCUUCUGGUCACUAGUCUUCGACGGACAUGGGAGUGUGGCCAUUUGUGGUAUUCAUCAAAACGUUGGAGAAAAUGGCAAUUAAUUUCAAUUUCGAAGUUAAUUCUUAUUGAUAGCUGAUUAAUAAAUUGUCUUUUAAACGAUUUCCCUCUAACAUCAGCAUGCAUAUUCUCCAUCUUAUUCUCGAUACAUUUACCAAGGUGCUUACAAGGAUAGCAUGUCGCUAGUUACUCUAAAGGGCCAAAGAGUUAAGACUGUAUAAUCUUCUUAUAGUGGGAGAAGUGAUGGCCUGAUAGCAAAUCGGAAUUGCCUGUUUUGCUCUGCUUUUGGGUGAAACUUGAGAGGUUUACUUUCACAAUGCCAUUCUACCUUAUCUUACCCGACGAAAUGUAAGACCCUCUCUAAUAGAUUAACGUUGAGCCGGGGGAGCACCAAACUUUGAUGGCAAAAUCGUAUAUUUCAAAAUAGCCCCUGACUCCCAUAUUUCAGUCCAUUCUAAAAUAGACCCUGGAAGACGAACGUCGUAAGGUUAUCCACAGUGCCACGGCCAAAAUAAUCAUGCAAUCUAAUGUUGUUUGUAAAAUAACCCUGCUUCGGAGAAAUACGGUAAAUUAUAUCGGCCAUAGUUUGAUACUACUCUGGUUUGCAGAUUUAAUCAUGUUAAUGAAUGUAACCGAAGAAGUUACAAUUCAUAGAUACAAUUCAUAGACCUAACUUUUCGACACUCCUGUCUAGAGCCUUCAUCAGGGGUGAUCUAAACGCUGCAACAAGAAGUCCUUUUAUAUGAUCACUAAUUAGCGGUCUUUUUUCUGACGAGGUGUAAAUAGGCGUCAGGAAGCAAACCGCCAUCGUCACGAUUUAAAGAAGCGUGGGCGGAGUCAAUAUGCCAAGCCUCCAAACAAAGGCGCUGGUGGUAACGCCGAUUAGUGGUGAUAAUUUUAGAAUUAUCCCACCCAAUUUUAUGGUUAGUUAGACACGUAUGCUCCGAUAAAGUUCCUAUGAAUUGUAACUUCUUCGGUUACAUUCAUUAAAUCUGCAAACCAGAGUAGCAUGAAAUUAUGUCUGAAUGUCCGUGUGAACUUUAAUAUAUUACAUCAGCAUUCUAUUGAUCAAUCAGUAAAAAUCGGAAUGAGUUGUGAUGGUAUAAUCAUAAACUAGACUUCCCAAUUACAUAAUUCCAAAUUUAUCUCAUUCAUUCGAAGCAUGUUAUUGUAUCUCUUACAUUUCUAUACCCCUUGGGAUAUAGGUCACCCACACCACAUACAAUCUAAACUCCAAUCAACCUUCUCUGUCGACUUCCACAUCGUACGAUUCUAAGGUCCUUCUGACGCAUGAACCUUCGCACCUCGUGCAAAGGGUUUUGUUUUCCGACCAUUAAUGCUGAGAUUAAAUUAUUUAUUGCGCGGCUUGGAAAAAAAGAUAAAAUAAAAACUGCAGUUAAAGCAUCCAUAUCGGACCCAAUUUUCGAUAAUUUGUGAGGGUAAGAUUAUCUCUCUCCCUUAUAGUACCAAUCUGUAGGCAGUAUUUCAGUCACAUGUUUACCUCUGUAAACUCCAAUAUAAAUCAACUGCAUAAAACUACGGGGAGGGUUUGAAAAGAUAGCCGGGAAAAGUAAGGGUUUAUCAAUCAUAAAUUAGAAAAAUUAUCAAUAUAAUUAAUUUUCAUAGAGAUUUCCACCUCCCCUACUAAGUAUACUUAACUUUAAUAAAGACCAGCCCUGUAAAUUUGUACAAAGUUUAUUAAUCAAUCACCAGUUUGCAUCCUCUUCUCCCGUCUCACUCAAAUGACGCUUAAUUAUAAUUGUACAAAUUAGCAAUCUUGAAAGCGAAUUGGGCGGAUAUCACUCUCCAUUUUGCUUGGCCACUUCACAAAGGAUCUCCCUCAACUAAAACUUUAGUGCAUUUGGCUGCAUAUACUCUAGCGGAACGGUCACAUCUUAAACAUCUUCGCAUUUCUGGUUGGCCACUUCAACAAAUUCACAUGUAUUUUGCCGCCACAGCUACCCGUAAAAUUUCCGCACAGCCCCAUCCUACAUUAUGCAUUCAGUUCUUGGAAAGAGAAAAUAAUGACAAAAGUAAUACAUUGCCCUUAGGAAAACAAAUUUGUUUUACAAUAGUAUGGGGCUGUGCGGAAGUUUUACCCAGCUGCCAUUCCUCGAAGACUUUUUAAACCCACUUAGUGGUAAAUUGUAUUGUUUUCGGAGCGGCUUCCGACAGUGGACUGGUCUCUUCUACUAUAAUCUUUGGAGAACGAAACCGACCAGUGUCGGAAAAGCCAUAUGAAAAUGAAUUGCUAUAAUUCAAUACUGUAUAUUUCCAAUCUCCCAUGGGAGAGCUGCACGCCUACGUAAUUAACACGACGAACGCAAUAUAUUGUCACGAUUUCAUUUCACAAGUAAGAUAAAAUAAUCGCGUCCGCUCUUUAUCGGCUUUAAAAUGCCGGCUCGCCGUUUUAAAUGCCCGUAACAGCUCCCCUUUUAAAUAACAAUAAAGGGCUCACGCUCAUAUUUUAUCUCUUAUUUAAAGAAGUACUUGUUCAAGAGUAGACUUUAAAAAAAAAUGGUUUACACAAUUUGCCUAUUCAAUUUGUUGGGAUUAAGUAAAUUGAUAUAUCCUUUUGACAGAAGACGUUUGACGCCUAUAGAAUAAACAAAAGAUUCAUUUCACGAAAGUAAACCAAGUCAUCCUACGAAUAAAACAUGGAAUUUUUUAACCAAUGUGAAAGUGCUCUAUGUUUUCGGACAGAUCACAAAUCAGUUACUUCCGGUUUAUCCAAUUUGUUUGUCUCGUCCUUCUUGAAAGUUUUAGUUUAUCGGCAUAUUUUAUCAUCUUUAUUAUGAGAUCUCAAGCCAUCUGUCGCUAAGACAAGUCGUUCAAAUAAAUUAAGUUUGCAUCCUCAUGUAUCGGAUUACAAUGGUCUAUUCAUUUUUAAUGACCUGAUGCCAACGCCUUGCCACGCAAAAGAUCUGAAAAAGGACUUCCUCUGUUUGCAAAACACAAGUUAGAUUGCUGUGAAUUGUAGUUGUGUCAAAGUUUUCGUACUAUAACAUCGAAACAAAAGCCUGGUUGAGCUUCCCGAAUGGCAGAAGGUUAGUAAUUUACAGCUAACUCGCAUUAGAUAAACUUCAAUUCCCCCCAGUUUAUUUUCUUCUCGCUCUAGUACGUGAAACUCUUUGUUAUUACGCAUAAUACAAAAUUGUGCUUAAAGGUUUCUUAGAAAACCUGAUCAACUUUUCCAUGAGUCCUUCAAAAUAAACUUUUUUCCCGGUGAAUAAGACUUUCUUUUUCUAUAAGCAGAGUGUUAAGAAUUUAAAAGAUGUACAGGGUGUAAAUCAUAUUUUUUGUGCUUCGACUUCAAGUACUGGCUUGCACAACUCCAUUGAAACAAAAAACAUAUUGAGGUUAUGUGUUUUGGGGAUCAUAGUAGAUUUGUAUAUUUAGUUAAGAUCAAUUCGGUAAGUUGAGUUUAUUUUUUGGAAGGACAUCAUUUUCGUGUGCUAUUUAUUCAAUAGACUGCACUUUCUAUCGGUUUACCGGAGUUAUAACCCACGCAAGACGUUCUGAGAACAUAGGGAAAGUUAGGAUUUAGCAGUGCAAUAAACAAUAGGUUUUUGACUAAUUAGGGCCCUCGUAAUAUCUCAGUUGUUCCUGAAAGCUUCGAAAUUUAUCUCAUUUUCAUGAUGUGAUCAAUUUCCAGGAAAUUGAUUGUGAGAUGCAGCUUCGUUUCCCUAUUCUGGUCAUUUUCUGCUCAUCAAAGAUCCUCAACGUCUUCGGAAAAUGUCGUCCUUCGACUUAUUCAAUAAGCGGCUUCCACCUGUCUGGUCACGUGAUGUCCACUAUGAUUGUCUCCAGUCUCUCUGA